GACAAAGAAGCAGCUCGUUCCACCUCACGCGCCUCACGUGGUACGUGGAACGAGCCGCCGUUCGCGAAGCGCGUUCGACUCCAGCGUCUCGCCCAACCUCACUGACCGCCAACCCGAGGGGCCUUCUCGCGGCCAUGUCGACGGCCAGCGACACGUCUUCGAAACGCCGCUCUUCGUCGGACUCGCAGAAGACCGAGCCGGCCGCUGCGGGAAGCGUAACCGCUGCGGAAGGCGUAACCGCUGCGGAAGGCGUAACCGCCGCAGAAGUCGCAGUCCCUGCCAGCGCACCGCCGACCACUGAGAGCAAGCCCGCCGGCGGCGGGAAGAAGCGCAAGCAGCGGAGUACCACCCCACGACGGUCAAAGCGCACCAAGUCCAAGAAGCGACCGCGGGAUGGCACCGGCGCUGACGCCGCCGGGUCCGCGCAGUCCCAGGUGGCGCAGGGGAAAGCUGGUGAUCUCGCUUUGCAAUCUUUAGCGCUCACUCCACUGUCGGUGUCAAGUGCCAGCGACAACCCUUCCGCGCAGCCAGGGACCAGCGGCAGCAGUUCCGUCCAGAAGGAGCUCUCCAAAAGGGGCGACCAGCCACCGGCUUCAGACGCGCCUUCGAGAGCUGAAGCGGGACAGUCCGAGGCGUCGACUCCCGCUGCUCGGCUUCCCGACGAGCGGCCCGAGUCGACGCCGGUUCCGGCCUCGUCGCCGGCUGCCCUCAAGGUCAUGCUUCUCUACCCGGCCUCCUCGCUGGCCACUCAGGGCGACGCCGCCGGCUGCAGGGACGCCGACGCGGGGACUGCGCGCCGCAGCGCCGAUGCUGCGUCCUUUUCCGAAAUCGGGAGGAGCGAAUCGGCGCCCCUGAGCCGCCGGCGGGAGCCGUCCCUGCCGAACCUGAAGGCGGUGCCCGGCAAGUCCGCCCUGGCUGGACGUGGCAUGGGCCGCACGGCGUCGCUCUCCUCCGCGACGGACAGGCACGCCCGCUUCCGCGAUGCCCCCAUCGUCGAAAUGGUGCUGCUGAGUCUGACGCAGCUUUCGUCCGGCAAGAAGAGCGCGGCGCUGACACUGACGGCGGCGGCCGCCGCGUCGGCAACCAUGGUGCUGGCCGCCAUCAUAAUUUACGCGCUCUUAGCGCACUCGGACGCCGAGGAAGACGCACCCGAGUCCGCGGGGUGCACUAGCGCCGAUUGCCGACACCACGCGGCGCUAAUCACUAAUCGCAUUAACCUGAGCCUGGACCCGUGCCACGACUUCGCCGCGUUUGCCUGCUCGGCCUGGUCGCCGCCGGCGACGUGGCAGCACCGACAGUUCCCUUCGGCGCGCGACGACGUCGUGCUCGCCUGGGCGCGCGACUUCGAGAACACUCUGGUCACGGGCUCCAGAUACCUCCCAACAGGCGAGAUGGCUAAGCUGAUGUUCCGCGCCUGCGCGUACGACACGAUGUCCCAGCACGACAAAUCUGCUCUGCUGGAGCUGAGGCGAUUCAUGACCCAGCGGGGCAUUCCGUGGCCCUCGAAGCUGUCCUCUCCGGCAGUCAGGCCUUUGGGCGUACUCAUCGACCUGGCGUUCAAGUGGCAGGUGCCUCUAUGGUUUACCGUGCGUUUUGUCCGCAGAAGCGCGAAGCCGGGCAGCAGUCCGCCGGCUGUGAUCAUUGGGCCGAGCUCCUAUACACUCGUCUGGUUCAGUCUGCACAGAGAUAUCGUCAGGAGGGGCGCCUUUCAACAUCACUGGCGCCGGCUACACGAUGCCCUGUCCAACACCUCGAACGCCAGCGAAUUCAGCGUCCUACGCGCACAGAACACGGCCGAUGUCGAUUCGACGGUGCUGGGGGCGCUGGCCAACGCUCUGACCAAUGGCAGCGGGCCCAGCGACGAUGUGGAGCUGCGAUACGUGAGCCGAGAGUACACGCCGAGCAUCAGCCACACCGAGUGGCAGCAGCAGCUCCAGGAACAUGUGCUGCCCAACAUCGACGGCAACCACCUGCUGCGUGUUUCCAACAGCGCCAUCCUCCGGGCCACCGACGUGCUCUUCUCCCGGUUCACAGAAAGCACGCUGCUCGAGAACAUGGGCUGGUUCUUCGCACGGCUGUUCGCACCGCUCGCUGACCCGUCACUGCUCCGCGACCGGCACGGGCCGCCCCACGCAGGGGAAGAGGAGCUCUUCUGCGCAGCCCAGGUCGAGGCGGUGUUCCGGCUGCUCGUCAUCUCACUGUACACGGUCCCGCGAUUCUCGCCGACGCUGCGCGAAGACAUCAACCAGCUUCUUCACGCCAUCCGCGGAAUGGUAGCCGACAAAGUGAGCGCGCUGCCGUGGUUGGACGAGGAGUCUAAGCAACGCGCCGAAGAGAAGCUCCGCGAGAUGGGCACCGUGCUGUGGCCCCCCGAUAGCAUGAUGGAUAAUGCGGGACUCGCGGCCCUGUACUCAAAGUUCAGGCAGCCGAGCGGCCCGUCCUUGUCGGUCGUGGACUCCUGGGUCCACUACAGGGAGGCGAUAAACCAUCUGGAACAGGAGUAUCGCGAUGUGGUGCUGCAGCUGCCGGCUAACAUGGAGCUACCACUCGUCGAGUACGACUACCUACGCAACGAGGUGCGCGUGUCGGUGCAGGCGCUGUCGCGGCCUGUCUUCUACUUCGAGGGUACGCGUGGCAUGUUCUACGGUGGUCUGGGCUUCCUAUACGCCGCCGAGGUCGUCCGAGCGUUGGACGCCGACGGCGCGAGACGCGAUGCCAGCGGCGUGCUGGUCACCAACGGGUCCUGGCUGUCGCCCACGUGGACCGAAGCCGUCGUGGACCGCGAAGAUUGUCUACCAGAGUCCGGUGGCUACUUCCCAGAAAUCCCAGCCGUCGAGGUGGCCUACGCGUCCCUUGAGAAGGCACUGGUCGCCUCCGGCGAGCGGAUGCGCACGGCUCGCUCAGCCUUCUCCCAGCGCCGGCUCUUCUACGUGACCUUGUGCUACUUGAUGUGCGCGAAGCAGACGCUCCACCCUCAAAGACGUCCGUUUGCAGGCGACUGCAACAAGGCGGUGGCCAACUUCCCGCGUUUUGCCGAGGACUUUGGGUGCGGCGCGGACGCCAGGAUGAGGCGCGAGAGGCCCUGUGUGUUCUUUGGGUGAACAAGUCGGGGGGUCGCAUAUGUUUCCGCCCGACAUUACAGGCGUAGGAUACGAUACACCUCGGGUACACGUUGUGGGACGGCGGAUAUCCGUGUACGCCUCGUGUGUCGUACAGAACGCUAACGUCACGUUCAAAUUGCCCGAGCGUGACUUAAUGAACAACAGUUAUUUUCUUUGCGUUUGUUUGAGUUCGUUCUUAUCGUCACUUUUUUAGCUCUCGUCGUUAUAUCUUUCCUUGUAAUACUUGUAACUUUGGACACGUACCAUGUGCAACCCUGGCUUAUGCUUUGGUUUGAUUGGAGAUUUACUCUGUGUGUAAUCUUAACAUGCUUCGGAUUUUAAUUCUUUCCGGCUCACAGAGCAUCCAGUACUUCUCCACGCACCGUCACGAGUGCUCCACUGUGAAGAAACGACUGAACAGUAAUACAUGCGAGACCGCCUUGAAUAAUGUAUAACGAAGGAGUUUUCUUACGUUAUAGCUGGCACCAUGGAUUUGUACGCGCAAGUUGUGCAGCAUACAUUGAAUGGGCGUCAGCCGUCAGUGCAAAACAGCUCUUGACAUUGCUUUGAAAUUGAGGGCUUUUAAAUGCCACAUUGCGGCCUUCUCUUAUAUGGAGUUCUCGAUAGCGAAUGAGCACCUCAUUCAUCACAUGUUAAUUCUCACGCCGUGAGCAUCCAAGACUCGUUACCAUAGAAAUUGCAGUGGUCCUGGUAUGUAUAAUACCACAAGGACCUCUUCCAAAGCGUUACAUAGAACAAUGCGCUAUGGUGUUCAAUUCGUUUAAGCCUUAAACCG
Molecule: messenger RNA, 3897 nt
Organism: Dermacentor albipictus
Lineage: Eukaryota; Metazoa; Arthropoda; Arachnida; Ixodida; Ixodidae
Product: membrane metallo-endopeptidase-like 1
Biological process (GO): protein processing
Cellular component (GO): plasma membrane
Molecular function (GO): metalloendopeptidase activity
Source: RefSeq, a predicted model, not a curated record